This is a messenger RNA of Rubroshorea leprosula, 2737 nucleotides long. The record is from the annotation of a GenBank genome assembly. NCBI's taxonomy places the organism in Eukaryota, Viridiplantae, Streptophyta, Magnoliopsida, Malvales, Dipterocarpaceae.
AUGCAAAAAUUAAGUUUUUCUAAUUUUGCUUCUUUUCCUUUGCUAAAAGGCAAAGGAGAUGGUGGAGAUUAGAGUGGAUCAACGAUCGCUAUAUGAAGUUGUACAAAGCAUUAUUAGCCACGAAGACUUCGAAAUAGAAUUGAAAAAGGUCCAAGACUCAACUGGAUGUCCAUUACUGGACAUUGUUGACCAAUUGAGCCCCGGUGGGAACUCACUCCUUCAUGCAACUGCACGCUCUGGUAGCCAAGACAUAACCAAAUAUCUGGCUCAAAAGUUUCCCCACCUAAUUCUUCGGACAAACUAUGUUGGUGAUACUGCACUUCAUUCCGCUGCUAAAGCUGGAAAGGCAGAGACAACUGAAGUUCUUCUCCGAUUUUGUACUAAUCCCACAUCAAGCUUGACAGACGGUGUUCCCCUACCGAGGAUGAAGAACCUGGAAGGAAACACUGCUCUACACGAGGCUGUGAUCCAGUACAAAUUUGCUGCCAACAAUGAUGAAAGGGAGAGUUACCAUGCUGUGGUAGCAAGGAUGAUUUCUUCAGACCCUGGACUAGCUUACAUUGCUAACAAAGAGGGAAAAUCUCCCCUAUGCUUGGCUGUUGAAACCACCAAUUUGAAGAUUGUUCAGUGUCUGUUGGAAUAUCCUUCGCCUGUAGCUGCAGAUUAUCAACAACUACCCGAAGGAAAGUCUCCAGUGCAUGCUGCCAUUAAGUUGAACUUUAAGAAUAAUGAUAUGUUGAGUGAAAUGCUACACAGAAGACCAAAGUUAAUAGACUCAACAAAUGGGAACGGGCGAAAAGCGCUACAUUGUGCAGCAUCCGUAGGUAACAUGAGAGCAAUUGAGUUCCUGUUACAAAAUUAUCCUCAAGCAAUUAACGCAAGGGACAAUGAGGGUCACCAUGCUCUUCACGUUGCCUGUGAAAGUGGUUAUGUCAAAGCAUUUAAUAAGUUGUUCAGCUCGUGGCCAGAUACAUCAGAAUACCUCAACAACAAAUGCCAAAAUGUUCUUCACAUUGCGGCCAAGAACGGCCAAGACUAUAUGGUGAGGCGCAUAGUCAAAGAUCAAAAACUUGGGCCUAAACUUGUAAAUGCCAAAGACAUUGAGGGAAACACACCCUUGCACUUAGCAGCCAUGCAUGGUCAUUCUCUAGUUGUGGGUACUCUAUUGUUGACUAGGAAAUGCAACUCCCAAAUUUUGAAUCAAGAAGGCUUGACAGCCUAUGAAGUUGCUAAGGAGCGAGCUGGGGACCCAGUGGACUUUGGAAGACAAAGGGGGCAACGAAAUAUGCAAACCAAUGACCAAACAAAUGUGCAGCAUGAAGAUGUCUCUUCAAAGAAUAAAAAACGACCCGAUUCAACUGACUCGAUGAUGGCAUUGUCUAUAUUGUUUUUAUUACACGUAUUCAAAAUCUUAUGUGGUCGUCGUCAGCAACAUCGAAUGAAAAGGUUGCGUCAUGAAAUGAAAAUAAAGAGAGCAAAUAAGGAGGAUAUCAAGGAUAGGAUCAAUGCUCUUCUUGUGGUGGCAGCACUUAUCGCUGGUAUAGCCUUUCAAGCUGCUGUUCAAAUGCCCGAAAGUGGUGAUGAUAAGGGCAAAAGCUCUAAAACCGGCAAUGGGCUCCUAGCCUCAGCCUCAGCCCCAACCACAUCCCCCGCACCCACUUGGUUUAAACGUUUCAUUGCUGAUCAAUUAGAGUUAACAUACUUACAAAUAUUCACCUUUUUCGACUCUUUAUCUAUGAACCUAUCCGUUUUCGCUGCCAUCACCUUAUGUUGGGUCCAACUUGUUGAUGUCAAUUUUUCUGCUUUCUUUGUUUGGCAAGCGUCAAUUUUGGUGGGGGCAUCCCUAUACUCCAUUUGCAUUGCUUUUGGGUUCGCUGUGUUGAUAGGAAUUAAGGAAAAAUUUGGUCCUACUUACGCUAUUGUCAUGAUUGUCGUGGAAGCCUUGUCUAUUCUUGUGCUGACAGUGUUCACAAGUCCGCUAUUCAUCCCUUUUGGACUCAAGUAUCUAUUUGUCCGAGGUCUCUAUGCUGCUUUCUUCAUUGGUUACUUCAUCGUUCAUAGACUCUUGGACUGUUGUUUCUGUCGAGUACGGAAAGCCUAGCAUGGUACUCCAUAUCACUUCCACAAGUUAUAAGUGGAUAUAUAUGUUGUCAAUGUCUAAUGAUUUUUUGUGCAAAACUACAUAUGAGAAUGCAGUAUUGUUGAUAUGGCAGGAACACGUAUGCCUCCUCUUGAAAGAGAUGAAGCAGAAGCUCCACCGCAUGUAUAUACUUUGUUGUUGUGGAAAAGUAGAUGCCUCACUUUCUAUAGGAUUAAUUUUUUUGUUUUAGAGUUCUUGUGAGAUAUUCUUGUGAUUUUUUUUUUUUUUAAAUAGAACAUAUAUAGUUAUUGAAACCUUGGUUCAAUUAAUCUCAUAGAAUGUAGUUGUGCUUAGUGUACUGUUCUUUGAUGGUGUGUUCGUUUUUUUUUUUGCUAUGAGAUGUGUUUAAUUGUUAUGUUGAGUGGUUGUUGAAUUGUUGGGUUUUGAGUUGGUCUUAGUUUGGUUUUCAAAGCAAAUGGUGAUAUUGUUAUAUGAAAUUUUAUUAUAUUUGUGAGUAGCACUGUCAUUGAUUAGGCUAUAUUUUUGGCCACUCAUUUCAGUUCUUGGGCAAAAACCUAAACUAUCAAUGCAUCAAUGGGAUUACCCAGCUAAAAAUGCAAAGAGCACUUAAUUACCACAUAAAGCAUUGAACAGUAA